Molecule: messenger RNA, 1588 nt
Organism: Bactrocera dorsalis (oriental fruit fly)
Lineage: Eukaryota; Metazoa; Arthropoda; Insecta; Diptera; Tephritidae
Gene: Ilp8
Exons: 3
Coding region: 392-829 (145 amino acids)
Source: RefSeq, a predicted model, not a curated record
UGGCGCUUUCAUUUGCACUCGAUAUUUUAAUUAUGAAACAUAUCGCUGAACGCGGCGAAUUCAAGCACAAUUAAGAACGGAAAGUGCACGGAGCCAUACGGCGCUUGGAUUACGGUUAACGCUACGUGUGUGAAAUAAGUGAAAUUUGAGUCUAUUAAGUUAGACCUUUUUGAAAUUUUCGUGCGAGUCUUGAAAAUCACAGAAAGAAAGUUUUCAAAUUGUAAAAAAGGUUUGGAAGUGACAAAACGGCACCUUUAAAAAGGCAGCUGAAAUAAAAAUAAAAAAAAACUGUAAAAAAUACUUUAAUUGAUUGGAUAUAUAAAGUGUUACAAUCAAAAAUAUCUACGUGCUAUAUUAAUAGUUUACCCAACUUCAAAAAAGAAAAAUCAAAAUGCAUAUAACGCUGCGAUUACUAUUGCCCACAUUGCUUAUUUGCGGCGCGCUGGCCAAAAGCCAUGCCUAUUGUUCACUGGAAAAAAUGAAGAUGUUCGCUAUGGAAGCGUGCGAGCACCUAUUCCAGCAAGAUGAGGGAAGAGAGAAGCGUUCGCUGGCUCUACCAUAUGAACACAAUUACAUACAUCACAAUGAAUAUCCAAAAUUGAAUGAUAAGCGUCACUUCAUCAGCCGCAGCUUAUACCCACAUGGUGGUUAUCUGAAAGUGGGCCAAGAGCACUUCAAAAUUCUGAGUAAAGUCGAUGUCUUUCCACGCUACAAGCCGAAAAAGCUGCAUCACGACAAGAAGGAACGCUACAAGCGUGAACAUGCGCUUAGCUACAACAACAUACCAUAUUGUUGUUACAACAAAUGUGAAGAGGACUUCUUCUGCUAAGCUUGCUGUAGACCAUACAGCUUAAAAGCUUUAAAGCCAAUCAGGCGAUAGCAAGCAGGAUCAACAUUCCAGCUAAUAGCCGUUAAAUACAUAAUAUUUAUACUAUUUGAAAUGUUUUUUUUUUUAAUUUUAAUUUUAGUUUUAUAAUUGUAAAUAUUGCUUAAACUUAGAGAAAAAUAAUAAUAGGUAUGAUUAUCCUAGUAGCGCAGCAGAGCGCACAAUGCACCAUGUGUACCUUAUUAAUUAAUAUUUAUUAAAUAGUCUUUACGAAAGAACUUGUAUGUGUAUAUAUACAUAUGUUAUACUAUAUAAUAAUUCAAUUGACAUAAUUAUUUAUAAAUUAUAUAUAUUUUGUAAAAAUAUUGUGUGCAUAUACAUAUAUGUAUAUAUAUAUGUUUAUUUACUUCUAAGCAAAAAAUAUUUUCACCAACAUUGAUUUAUCUAUUCUUUGUAAUUUCAUCCAUCAGUCAGUAUUAGCAGUUGGCUUUGCGAAUUCAUUAUAUUAUAUGUGCAUAAUUAUAUUUAAAACAUUGAAUCAUAUACUAGUUAUUUUUACUUGUUAUAUACUUUUAUACGAAAAUAAAAAAAUAAACAUAAAAUUUAAUUUAUAUAGUUGAAAUUACUUUUUUAUUUCAUGCAUGACAACUAAAAGUUUUGUUUCGCCGCGUUAUUCGUUGCAUGCUUUUAGGCAGCGUUCACUUAGCCAUCUUUAACCCUCCAAUGCGCAUAUUUUAUUUUAGUCAAAUAAAUGGUUUAUUA